Molecule: messenger RNA, 432 nt
Organism: Sphenostylis stenocarpa
Lineage: Eukaryota; Viridiplantae; Streptophyta; Magnoliopsida; Fabales; Fabaceae
Source: the annotation of a GenBank genome assembly
AUGGCUCAAAAGAUGGACCCCAAAUGGAGGUUCUUGAAGCUCUUCAUCCUCAUCAUUCUCUGCACCCUCCUCAUAGGACUACUGAUAUUCAUCUUUCUUUACUUUUUCCUCCACAAGGACAAGCCAUGCGACGUUACCAUCGUCACAGUUGCUACCCUCACCCAAUUUCACUACCUCAGCAACAGCAACACUCUCUAUUACAACCUCGUCCUCAACCUUACCAUCUCCAACAUUGCCUAUGGCUAUGACUUCAUCGAAGCAGGUGCUUUCUACCAAGGUCUCAUGUUCGCUUCCUCCAUCGUCAAAACAUACAGUGACGAUGACUUCAACAAGCUGAAUGCUGUUUUCCAAGGUCACCAACAAGGGUUGUCCCUCAGCACCGACCAAAUUUCACAGGACAAUGGGGUUUACCUUAUCAGGCCUCAGGCUUAG